AUGGAGUCCAUCGAGCAACCAUUUGACAGUAUAACUCGCAUUAAUGCGGAGAUGCCUGAUACCACAAAUGAUAAGGCAGGAUUGAUUGAAACCAACAGCCCCUCUCAACGGUUAUUUAAUGGUGACAGUCCUAAAGCUGAGAGCUCUCCUCUACAUGAAGCAAAGAGCACUAACAGUAUAUUACAUGGCCCCCAAAACAGAGGACUACGUAUAAUCAUAAUAUCCUCAGUGGUGUUUGCUUUAGCUGUUACAGUGGCCCUCAUUUUCACUAUCUACUUGGAGCCAAAGCAAGUCCAUGGUCAUGCAGCUGUUUCCUGUGAGGAUAUUCGCUGUAGCGACAUCGGACUUCAGAUACUUGAAGAUGGAGGAAACGCUGUAGAUGCUACAGUAGCUACUGCCUUUUGCCUAGGUGUGGUGAACCCUGCCCAUUCAGGCAUUGGAGGAGGUGGAUUUGCUAUUGUCCAUGAUCACAAGCUUCAGAAGUCAGUGGGCUACAACUUCAGGGAAACAGCACCAACAAGCAGCCAGGAACCACAUCAGGAAAGCUCGAAGGUGGGAGUACCUGGAAUGGUGAAAGGAUUGGCACAAAUGCAUAAAAUGCAUGGAAAGCUACCCUGGAAGGACUUGUUGCAGCCAGCAAUAAAGUUAGCCUAUGAGUUCACUGUUUCCGAGGAACUGGCAAGAGCUUUGAGGUCAACCGACCUUGCAUUGUUCAGACAAUCCAACCUAAAAGAUUUGUUCCUGAUUGAUGGUGACUUUAAGGAUGUUAAUGACUCUAUAAGAUGGCCCAGUUUGGCUGCCACAUUGAAAAUGAUUCAGAACAACCCAGACAGUCUCUACACAGGGAGCCUAAAUGACAUGUUUGUAAAUGAGUAUUUGUCCUCCAUCAUUAUAUCUUCGGAUGACUUGAAAAAUUACAGUGUGGGGCAACCAGAAACUCUAAGAACAAAAUUUAAAGAACUGACUGUUGUUGGACUACCUCCUCCUGCCAGCGGUGCACUGACAGCGCUGAUGUUGAACAUGAUAGAUAAGCUGAGCUGGAAGGAGAACCAGGGCAACGACAGCUUGGUCUACCAUCAGCUCAUAGAGGUUUACAAGUUUGCAUAUGCACACAAAAGCUUUUUGGGUGACCCAGCCUUCAAUGUGAAUAUGGACAAUGUGACAGCACAUUUGAUUAGCCCAGAGUUGGCAGCAGAGCUGGUCGCAAAGAUCAAUGAUAAUACUACCUUAUUCAACAUUUCUGAGUAUGGCACAUCUCAAUUCUUUCCCAGCAGCAGCGCUGGGAUGUCCCAUAUUUCAGUUAUUGAUUCCUCUGAGCUGAUGGUCUCUGUCACAUUGGGGAUCAACUCUCAGUUUGGGAGUAAAAUAUUGCUUGCUGAAACAGGCAUACUGCUCAAUAAUGCUCUAGAGGAUUUUAAUGAUUUUACUGAAUCUCCAAAUACCUAUGAGCCUGGAAAGAGCUCCCUGUCCAGCAUGAGCCCAAUGAUAAUGUUCCACUCAGAACAUCCAUGUGCUCACAGGCUGAUCAUUGGGGCCUCGAAUGGGGAAAAAAUUCUCACAGGUAUCGUCGAGACUGUGGUCAACUCUGUGGUGUUUAAAAUGAGUCUGGCUGAUGCUGGUGCAGCUCCAAGGGUGCAUGACCAACUGGUUCCAAACGUAACAUAUUGUGAGG
Molecule: messenger RNA, 1672 nt
Organism: Candidula unifasciata
Lineage: Eukaryota; Metazoa; Mollusca; Gastropoda; Stylommatophora; Geomitridae
Source: the annotation of a GenBank genome assembly